AUGGCUACCCCUAGUGUCCUAGCUUUUGACGCUGAGGGUCGCGCCAUUGAUUUUGAGGUCUGGUUAGACGACCUGCAGCUGUUCUUACAGUGCGACAGAGCAGACGGCCUUUCUCUCUUUGACCUCACCUCUGGCGCCUCUCCUGCUCCUGCUGCUGAUGCUGAUCCCACUGUCCGCUCUCAGUGGGCCACCCGCGAUGCUGCUGCACGUCUUGCUGUGCGUCGCCACCUCCCUACCUCUGAGCGUGCGCACUUUAGUCAGUACAAGAGUGCUCAGACCUUGUACGACGCUGUAGUUGCGCGCUACUCCUCCCCUGCCACUGCUGCACUGAGCCUCGCGCGCCUCCCUGACUCCCUUCGCGUAGUCAGGGACCACUUUCUCGCAGUCUGUCCCACCACCCUCACCGUCGACCUCCUCGAGAAGGCCCUCCUCGCAGCAGAGAAGAGCAUAGUCGCUGUAGGUGCUUCUCGUGGUGACCCUCGCACCCCCAUCUUUGAGGGGUGCUCUCCUUCCCCCUUGCUGCCCUCUGUUGCCUCUGCUGCUGCUGCCGACCUGCUUGGUCUUGAGUCGGUCGGCGCGGCGUCUGCCCCUAGUGGGAGACGUCGCUCUAGCAAGGGCAAGGGGGGCAAGGGCGAGGGGGGAGCUGGAGGGGGCGGUGGCGGUGGCGGCGGAGGCGGCGGAGGGAGUGGGGGUGGCGGCGGGAGUAGUGGCGGGGGUGGUGGUGGUGGUGGCAGCAGCGGCGGAGACGGUGGUGGUGGUGGCAGCGGUGGUGGAGGUGGCAGCGGCGGAGGUGGAGGCGGCGGAGGUGGAGGCGGUGGAGGCGGCAGCGGAGGAGGCGGUGGUGGUGGAGGGGGCGGAGCUGGUCGGGGUGGUACCCACCAGCGUAGCGGCGGUGGUGGUGGCCAGCGCUCGCAGCGGCAGCAGCAGCAGCGCUCGCGGGACAUCCCUCCGCCUCAGCAGCUUCGUGAGUGGUACACUGGGCAUCAGAGGGGUGGGGGUACUGGUCCCUGCACCUACGUUCUUCGUUCCGGCGACCGCGCGGGUGAGCAGUGUGGGGGUGCCCACUCCACUCAGCGCUGCUUUGGCCGCCUGACGGACGCUUGGCGUCAGCAGUUCCCCGGGGCUAGUGAGAUCCCUGGCUGGGAUGAGCUUCUUAGGGCUGGUGUAGCGAUCUUUGAUCUUGAUUUUGAUGCUAUCCUUGCCGCUAUGUAUGCUGUGACUAUUAGUGAGGAGAAUGAGGGUUACCGGUGUUUCCAGCCCGACCCGGGCAUUGGUACUGCUGCGCUAGGUGCUUGUGAGGCUGCUGCUCUAGGUGCCAGUGCGUCUGCGCUCUCAGGUACUGGUGAGACUGCGCUCUCAGGUACUGCGUCGCCCUCCUCCUCCCUCACUUUCACACUUGACUCCGGGGCUUCUCGCUCCUUCUUUCGAGACCGCACCACUCUCACGCCGCUUGGUCGGCCGGUUGCCGUCUCCCUGGCUGACCCCUCUGGGGGUCCUGUCCUCUCUCACUUCUCCACUGUCCUCCCGUGUCCGGCUGCCCCUUCGGGCACCCUGUCUGGACUGUACCUUCCCUCGUUCUCUACGAACUUGGUGAGUGGUGUGGACCUGCAGGAUGCGGGGGUUCACCAGUUCACUCCUGCGAGUCAACGGGUGACCCACUGCACGGACGCACGCACAGGCCGGCACCUGGCCACGUUCUCACGUCGGCCGGGGUCGAGCCUCUACACCCUGACCACUGCGUCUCCUCCUGUCCCUGCGUCUGGUCAGGUAGCUGCGUCAGGUCAGGUGCUUGCUGCUGCGUCCCGGUCAAGUCCUGAGUCUGCCCCCUGUUCUUGUCGCCUCCUGUCUCACGAGACUCUCCUGUGGCACCACCAUCUUGGCCACCCGUCCUUGCCCCGUCUUCGGAGCAUGGCUUCCCGUGUCCUUGUCUCUGGUCUGCCCCGGUCUCUCCCUCCCCUUCCCUCCGGGCCAGGACCUUCCUGUGUCCCCUGUGUCGAGGGUCGCCUCCGGGCUACUCCUCUCUCCUCCCAGUUCCCCCCGACAGAGGCUCCUCUGCAGACGCUUCACAUGGAUGUGUGGGGCCCAGCCCCCGUCCGUGGGCAGGGUCACGAGCGCUACUUCCUGUUGGUGGUUGACGACUACUCGCGGUACACCACAGUCCUCCCCUUGCGCAGCAAGGGUGCUGUCACUGAGGUGCUGAUCGACUGGAUCAGCGCUGCUCGUCUCCAGCUCAGGCAGAGCUUUGGCUCGGACUUUCCUGUUCUGCGUCUGCACUCGGACAGAGGCGGAGAGUUCUCCUCUCGCCUUCUGCGAGACUACUGUCGUGCACGGGGGAUCCGCCAGACCUUCACGCUUCCGGACUCUCCACAGCAAAAUGGGAUUGCUGAGCGCCGCAUUGGCAUGGUCAUGGAUGUCGCUCGUACGUCCAUGAUGCAUGCGGCUGCCCCCCAUUUUAUGUGGCCGUUUGCGGUGCGGUAUGCGGCGCAUCAGCUCAACCUUCACCCCAGGGUCUCUCGGCCCGCGAUGUCCCCAGUCUUACUGUGGACGGGGAAGGUUGGCGAUGCGUCGGUGUUCCGUGUCUGGGGAUCUCGGGCGUUUGUCCGCGACUUGUCAGCGGACAAGCUGUCCCCUCGUGCUGCUCCCUGUGUCUUCCUUGGCUUCCCCACUGACGCUCCAGGGUGGCAGUUUUACCACCCCUCCUCUCGUCGUGUUCUGUCCUCCCAGGACGUAGACGCAGUUGACCCGGUCGAGGUUACUGGUGACUCUGGUGCUGCUGCGGGUGCUGAGCCUGGGGGUGCUGACUCUGGGGGUGCUGUGCGCGAGGGUGCUGGGCAUGGAGGUGCUGAGCCUGGGGGUGCUGGGCCUGUGGGCGCUACUGUGGAGGGUGCGAAGCCUGGGGGUGCUGAGCUGGGGGGUGCUGUGCCUGGCGGUGCUGGGUCUGGGGGUGCUGAGCUGGGGGCUGCUGAGCCUGGGGGUGCUGCGUCUGGAGCUGCUGAGCCUGGGGUUUCUCCUGCUGCUGCGUCUCGCCGGGAGCCCCUCUCUCCACAGGAGCUGCGCGAGUGGUUCGCUCGCCGCUGGAGGCGUGCUGCUGAGUCUAGGGGUGCUGCUGGAGCUGGAGCUGGAGCUUCUUCGACCGUCGAGGGUGCGGGUGCUGCCGGUCCCGGAGCUGCUGGACCUGCGGGUCCUCCUGGAGCUGGAGCUGCUGAGGGUGUUGGUGCUGAGACUACUGCUGUUGGUCCUGCCGCUGGAGGUGUGGGUGGCGCUGGUGCUGUCGCUGAGGGUGCUGGUGCUGUCCCUGCUGAGUCUGGAGCUGCUGCGCAGCCUCGGCCGUACUUCCGCCGUGAGCCUGCGUCCCGUCCCGCGUCGCCUGUUCGUGCUGCUCGUGCUAGUGGUCGCAGUUCGCGUCAGCGUCCUCCUCCUGUCCCUGGCACGCACCGGAUGUCUCUGCGUCCGUCCACUGCUCCUCUGCGUGCCCCUUUGCCUUCUCCUCCUGAGUCCUCUGUUCCUGCGCUUGCCGACCCUGAGUCGGACUCUCUUCGUGCUGCCAGUCCUACUAUCACGCGUCUGCUUGCUACUGUCGUCACUGACCCCUCUUUUGAGUCCACUGCUGCGUCUGCUCUUGUCGCUGAGCUCGUUGACUUUGCUGCUUGCUGUCGUCUAGACUACGCUGCUAGUCUUGUUGCUGAGUCUGCGUCUGUCUGUCCUCCGUCCGUCGGGGGUGAGUGUGCUCUUGGCACGGACGUCCUAGAGGACAGGCAGGAGGAGUUACAGU
Molecule: messenger RNA, 3772 nt
Organism: Closterium sp. NIES-65
Lineage: Eukaryota; Viridiplantae; Streptophyta; Zygnematophyceae; Desmidiales; Closteriaceae
Source: the annotation of a GenBank genome assembly